Ophidiomyces ophidiicola is the source of this 1977-nucleotide messenger RNA. RefSeq lists its product as uncharacterized. The transcript has 2 exons. The record is from RefSeq and is a predicted model, not a curated record. Lineage: Eukaryota; Fungi; Ascomycota; Eurotiomycetes; Onygenales; Onygenaceae. The coding region runs from base 1 to 1977 and encodes 658 amino acids.
AUGUUGUCGUACCGAAGAUCUAUAGCAAUUUUCAGUUCGACGAUCCUCCGGAUUCUGAGCUAUGUCUUUCUUCGCUGGUACGAGAUCCCGGGACAUCCAUUUGCACCGAUAGUAAUAUCUUGCCUAUUGAUUUACCUAGCCUCGAUAUGGGGACUUGGAAGGAAACGCAACCUUAAUGCCGGCGCUGGAACCAAGCCCAAAACGAGUGAAAAGCCGAAAGAAAAAAAAGGGCUAGGCAGCAAAGGAAAAGGAGACGCGACGACCACACUCCCUACCCAACGUGUUUCCAGCCAAGAUACUGAACGUAUUUCAGCAUUUAAAUCACUCCUAACGGGUCUGCCGACAACUUCCUCAGUACCUGCUAGCCUGGCCACGAUUGGAGUAAACAUUUGCCUAGCUCUAUUCUCACUUGACUUUGUCUUCAGGGGUCUGAUAUUAUAUCCAACUGAAAAUCUUUCAUUCUCUCGGGUUGGUCAUGUUUCCUCAACGUCGGCACGAAUUUUCGUCCGAGAGCCCAACAAAAACCUCCCCAUCCGCGUUUCAUACCAGGAAAUCGACGGCCUUGGGGAUGGACGCCCUAUGAAAGCAGGUACCCUGUAUUCUCUCGAUGAUACUUCUGAUUAUACGUCCCCAAUUUCAAUUUCUGGCCUAAAACCUUCAACGAAAUACCGAUAUUCAUUGUCUAACAAUCAAUCGGGCGUGUUUUACACGGCACCGCAACCCGGCUCUCCGGGCUCAAAACAACUGAGAUUUAUAUCAUCGAGUUGUAUCAAGCCCAAUUUUCCCUACCGCCCGUUUUCUCAUCCUUUUCGAAUCCAUGGGGUCGACAUUCUCACGUCUACAUUAGAGAAAUUGGGCUCAUCUCUUCGUCCCGCCUUCAUGUUGUUUUUAGGCGAUUUUAUUUACAUUGACGUGCCAUGGCGGUUUGGAUCAUCGGUGAAACAUUACAGAGAUGAAUAUCGCAGAGUUUACUCGUCACCAAGUUGGCAUGUUUCUCCCGAUUCUCCUGCAAAUAUCCCAUGGAUUCAUACUCUUGACGACCAUGAGAUUGCCAAUGAUUGGGCUUCUGGAAACAUUACCGCUCCCUACCCGGCUGCCGCUGAUCCGUAUUUACAUUACCAUGUCAGCGUCAAUCCUCCAAUCCCAAGGAACCCUCAUGCUAUUGCGUCAAACACUACAUAUUUUUCAUUUACUCAUGGGCCUGCUUCGUUCUUCCUCCUGGAUACAAGGACCUAUCGUUCACGUCCACUGAAUGAAAAUUCAACAAUGCUAGGUUCAGCCCAGCUACAAUCGCUCUUGGAAUAUAUAUUAUAUCCCGAACCGGAGGGCGUCAAGUGGAAAUUCAUUACUAGCAGCGUCCCAUUCACCAAGAACUGGCAUAUUGGGACGCCAGACACAUGGGGUGGCUUUCUUAAUGAAAGACACGAGCUUUUAAGCGCUAUGUGGAGGGCCGAACGCGAUCUGGGUGUGCGGGUCGUUCUGUUAAGCGGAGAUAGGCACGAGUUCGCUGCAACGCGGUUUCCAGACCCUAUCCUUGCCUCUACUUCAACUCCGGAGUCAUUUUCUGGCCCUGGAACGGGUAUCCAUGAGUUUUGUGCUGGUCCACUCAGCCAGUUUUAUCUUCCAGUCAGGACAUAUAGCCAAGAAGAUAUCGAAGAUAUCGCAAUAAAAUAUGUACCGGAUGGAAAUUCUAAGUUUGGCUCCAUUAGUAUUGCCACUGAUAAGGUCAACGGCGAAGAAGUUUCGCGCAUGAAUUAUUCCUUGUAUGUUGAUGGCAAAGAAGUCUGGAGAUAUAGCCUUGUGACACCGUUGGUCAAAAAACGUCGUCCUUUACCACCUGGGGAAUUAGAAAUGGAUAUUGUGGACAGCUGGGCCAGCCGGUUUGAGGGGUGGACAUUACAUGCCCGUGAAAAAUUGGGGAUGGUCUGGCGAGUCAUUGAAACGUGUUGGGAUGAGAUGAUUAAAAUCGGGCGGUAG